Drosophila takahashii is the source of this 1127-nucleotide messenger RNA. Its product is annotated as protein FAM151B. NCBI's taxonomy places the organism in Eukaryota, Metazoa, Arthropoda, Insecta, Diptera, Drosophilidae. The record is from RefSeq and is a predicted model, not a curated record.
CUACAGAGAAGUAAACAAAUUGAUAUUGUAGUGCUUUGUCUUUGCCCUGCGUGCCAGCAGUAGGCAAGUGCUCGUGGCCAAAAUCAAUGGGGCUGCUCUGAACGCGAGCAAUUAUCAGUACCAAGUGGUCGAGCAAAGAACUCCAAUCGAUCCGCAGAUCGUGCAUUUAUUGCUGAAAGAUUCGGAUAUGGUUAGGGUAUGGGGCACAAACCUGACCGCCAUCACCUGGGCACAUGCGGUCAACAGUCAACAGUUGCUGGACGAAGUCCUCACAGAAUCAGCCAACAUCGACUUUAUUGAGGCGGAUAUUGUUCUGGGCAAACUGAAUGGCGAGGGCGAGGAUCUGCCCGUCAUGGCUCAUCCUCCAGCAGUCAUCUCAGAUCUCACGCUAUCGGAAUUCCUGAAUCAGAUCAUGGAAUUCAACCGGAACCACGAGGGACUGGAAAAAGGCGUCAAACUCGAUUUCAAGUCCAUCGAGGUUUUCGAGGGCUCCCUGGACAUACUGGACAAAAAUAUUCCUAGCAUGACCUACCCUGUUUGGAUAAACGCCGACAUCCUAAGUGGUCCCGUGGAUCAGAACAAAACAGUGCCUGUGGAUGCGGAUCGUUUUUUUGCUGGCUGCAUGCGCUACAAGCAGGCGGUGCUCUCCAUCGGUUGGACAACCAACUGGGGCGCCGACUUCCGCGAUGGCGAGUACACGCAGGAUCAAUGCGAUGCCAUGCUGGAAUCCCUGACCGCCAACAAUGUCCUCUCCACCGGCCAGGGCAUCACCUUUCCCGUGCGCGCUGGAAUCGCAGCCAACAGCCAGGAGCAACUGCAUCGACUGGUUGCCGCUGUGAACGAGACGAACGAAAGCACUCUGACCAUCUGGUCAUCGGCCGGCGACUAUGUGGAUGUGGAAAAGCUGCGCCAGCUGAUCUUCGGCUUUGGGUUGGAACGAGUCUACCUGGACGUGCCGGAGGAGCUGGCCUCACAAUUGGAUCUGGGAAAUCCAGGCAACGGAGCCAGCACCUUCAAGUCCCUGUUCAGCUUUAGCUUCGUUAGCCUUUGCUUUUGGGCACUUUCCAGUUGGCUCCAGCGAAUAUAAUAGUGUUCACCAAGUGAUUUAAAUACAUAGGUACCAUUGU